Molecule: messenger RNA, 726 nt
Organism: Glycine soja
Lineage: Eukaryota; Viridiplantae; Streptophyta; Magnoliopsida; Fabales; Fabaceae
Product: protein HEADING DATE 3A-like
Exons: 4
Coding region: 60-593 (177 amino acids)
Source: RefSeq, a predicted model, not a curated record
UUAGACCCAACAAAUGAGCAAAUAAAAAGGCAGAUACUGUACAGUAUAUUAUAUUGAUCAUGGCUAUUACAACGAACCCUCUUGUUGUUGGACGUGUAAUAGGAGAUGUUCUGGAGCCAUUUGCAAGUUCUAUCCCUUUGAGAGUUGUUUACAACAAUAACAAAGAAGUCAUCAACAGUGGAGAGCUCAAACCCUCCCAAAUAAUCAACCCUCCACGAGUUGAGGUUGGUGGUGAUGACCUCAGGACCCUCUACACUCUGGUCAUGGUGGACCCUGAUGCACCCAGCCCAAGUGACCCAAAUAUGAGGGAAUAUCUGCACUGGUUGGUAACCAAUAUUCCAGCGACUACAAGUGCAAGCUUUGGACAAGAGGUUGUGAGCUAUGAAAGUCCACGACCAACAUCAGGGAUUCAUCGUUUCAUAUUUGUGUUGUUUCGUCAACCGAGAAGAAUGUCUAUACCUGCUCCAGGAUGGCGCCAAAAUUUCAUCACUAGAGAUUUUGCAGAGUAUUAUAAUCUUGGCUUACCAGUUGCUGCUGUGUAUUUCAAUUGUCAACGACAAGGUGGUUCUGGGGGAAGGAGGCUAAUGUUAUAAAUUAUAUAUUCGAUAGAAAGAAAAUAAUGGAAAGUGUUAGUUAAUUAUUACUAAUUAUUAUUGCCCGAGCUAGCUAGGUGUAAGUCUAACACCUGUAGUACAUAAAUCGGAUCCUCUAGCACUUUUCUGAUCA